Molecule: messenger RNA, 2098 nt
Organism: Chlamydomonas reinhardtii
Lineage: Eukaryota; Viridiplantae; Chlorophyta; Chlorophyceae; Chlamydomonadales; Chlamydomonadaceae
Exons: 7
Coding region: 133-726 (197 amino acids)
Source: RefSeq, a predicted model, not a curated record
AGUCUUUUGCGAGUUGCAGAGUUCUCCCGGCACGAUCGCGUUUGGAUUCGGGAGGGGUCCGGCGCUCUGAUUUACCGUUCGUCACAGCACAUAUGGUGUAUUCUGUUUGAACUCUUAGACAUACACACAAUAAUGGCCACUUUGGGACAGCAGCGCUGCGGUGGCGUUGGCGCCGAGGCUCGUCGCGCGCGGAAGGCGGUGCUCCCCGUCGUCUGUGGCAAGAGCCUCUUCAGCAGCCGCCCGCGGAGUCCGCUGCACAAGCAGGGUGUCCGUCAUGCUGCUGCAGUGGUCACUGCUCCCGGUCCGGUGUCGCAGCGCUUCGCUCAGGUGGCAGGCAAAGUAGACUUCAAGGGCGUGCACCAUGUCGCUCUGCUGUGCUCUAACCUGGAGCGCGCGCUGGAGUUCUACCAGGGCAUUCUAGGUCUGGAGAUUAACCCUGAACGCCCCCACAGCAAGCUGCCUUACCGCGGCGCCUGGUUGUGGAUUGGUCCCGAGAUGAUUCACCUGAUGGAGCUGCCCAACCCGGAUCCGCUGACGGGCCGGCCCGAGCACGGCGGCCGCGACCGGCACUUCUGUGUGGGCGUGGCGUCUAUUGAGCCGCUGGUGGAGAAGCUGGAGGCGGCCGGGGUGUCAUACACCAAGUCCAUGAGCGGCCGCGCGGCGCUGUUCUUCCGCGACCCGGACAUGAACUGCCUGGAGUGCGUGGAGAUGGAGUCGUGGCGCUGAAGCACCCUCAUAUACGUGCAGCCGGCGCGGGGGUGGGGGGCAGCUGGACACAACAUGAAGCAGCCCGCACUUGACGAGCAGUCUUGUGACGCACCUGGUCGCCUUGUGACGAUACUUAACCCGGCUCUGGAGGAGGAGUGACAUGGCCACAAUGCAGCUUGGGGAGGCCUGGACGGGAUGGGCUGCCGCUUAAGGAAGGAUGGCGGCUCGUGGCGGUGGUUAUAGCGAGGAGAACAAUAUCACGGCGAAGCGAAGAGAGCUGCAGCAGCUUGGCAUCUCUCAAUUUCCCUGGUGACGCAUGCGCGCACGCUCGAAUGCGGUUGGGCUGGUGUGUGGUGUGUCCCCCUGGGCUGCGUCGCCGGCGUCCGCCAUCAUCUGCGCAGCUGCUUCACAGCCCCCAGCCGGGCGCGGAGGCCGAAGCAAGCUGGUGCCAGUAACAGUGAAUAAGUGAUGAUGGCGGUGGUGGCGGCCGCCCAGGCGUUGAGUGAUGCGCCCCGCUUGGUAGCCGCGUAGGCACCAUGACAGAGCGACUCGACAGGGUGGCUGGGUGAAUGCCAAAGCUGUGCGCGGCGGGGCUGUAUGAUGAUGAUAAUGUACUGAGUUUCUUGAGCGGUUUGGCGUUGGCGUCGGUGUUGCCAUUCGUUCGCGUGUGAUGGUAGGCUGCACGCGGCUUCAAGUUUAUGUGCACGUUGAUGACUGGUAGCGUGCAGUCCGUUUCCAGUCGGCACGGAGGUCCUCAAGUAGUAAGGCGCCUGCUAUUGUGCUCUCCCUGAGGUCACUGGCGUGUAGACGGUCGGGCAAGGCAGGGCAGUACUUGAUGUACGAGUAUUGGUUGGCAGAGGUUGCAGGCGUAGUUUACAGGCGUAGGAUGGUUCCAGAGCGAAACACAAUCCCCAAAGCUGAAGUGCAUGGUGUAUGGUUGAUGGUUCAAAUGCAAACUGAGGCAGGUACGGUAAAGGUGCGCUGAAUGUUACGCGGUUGGGCGAAGAAUUCCAGUCAAAGGCAGACAAUAAGUACUCAAAUCCCAUGAAGGUAGGUAGUGAGGCCUUCCCGAUGUCGACGGUCAGGUACUGGACAAGAGGCAAUAGCGGCAUGCGGGCCCGGUGAAGACCGGAUGCAGAAGGCGGAGGUGGCUAUGUAGGCUGGCCCUGUGCCAUUCACAUCCGGCAUGCUCUGCUGUAACACCGGCUGAGUUGUGCACUGUUCCGCCAGGUCAUGCACACGUGAUGCAGGGCGUGCAUUUCUUUCGGGGACAGGCAUGCGGGUGACCGUAGCUGUUGGUGUUCCAGGGUCGCGGUUAGAGGCCAAGGAUGCCCCCCUCACGCCUGCUCGCGCCCAUUUAUGUGCCGAGGUGCGGUAACACCCGUGGGUA